This is a messenger RNA of Musca vetustissima, 1023 nucleotides long. RefSeq names its product ribonucleoprotein RB97D-like. Gene Ontology annotation, biological process: regulation of gene expression. The record is from RefSeq and is a predicted model, not a curated record. The transcript is spliced from 4 exons. Gene Ontology annotation, molecular function: RNA binding. Gene Ontology annotation, cellular component: nucleoplasm. Bases 1 to 1023 code for a protein of 340 amino acids. NCBI's taxonomy places the organism in Eukaryota, Metazoa, Arthropoda, Insecta, Diptera, Muscidae.
AUGUCGUAUUUAAGAGUAGAUCCUCAAGAACAUAUUGGUGUAUUGCAUGUGCUCCUAUACAAUUCAGAAAGUGAUCAUCUGCGUAAAUUAUUUUUGGGAGGUUUAUCCCAAAAUUCCACAGAAGAUUCUUUGCGGGCCUUCUAUCAACAAUUUGGUGAAAUUCUUGAUGUAACCAUAAGGCGGGAUGCCACUGGACGUUCAAGGGGAUUUGGUUUUAUAACAUUUUUUGACGAAUCAUGUGUUGAUAAGGCACAGGCGGCUAGACCACAUGUGGUCGAUGGCAAAACCAUUGAUUCGAAGCGAGUCAUAGCAAAGCCUGAACCCAAGCUCAGAGGAUCUGGUAGAAAAGUCUUUGUUGGUGGCUUGAAAGAUGUACAUACUGAACAGGCGCUCAGAGAGCAUUUCCAACAAUUUGGCAAGAUAUUAGGUAUUAAGAUUUUAGUUGACAAAAACACUGGUCGUAACCGAGGAUUUGGUUAUAUUGAAUUUGAGGAUUAUGAUUCGGCAGAUAAGGCUGUAUUGCACAAAAACCAUACGAUUAAAUAUUUGACUGUAGAUGUGAAAAAAUCCAACUACAAACCUGAUCAAUCAAGAAAUCAACAACAAAAUGGAAUGCAACAAGUAGGUGGCGCACCACCGGCAUCGGCUUACCCACAGCCUGCUUAUCCAACUCCGUAUGGUUAUCCGCCAGCACCACCUGCAUAUGGUGCACCACCAGCAUGGGGUGCACCUCCACCACAAACUGCAGCACCAGCUGGAUAUCCUCCACAACCAGCACCCGGUGGUUAUCCACAGCAACCACCACCAGCGUAUGGUGCCCCACCAGCAUGGAAUGGUUGGGGUUAUGGUGCACCACCUGCUCCUGCACCAGCAGGUGUUGCUCCCCCACCUGCAAAUGGUUGGAGUAAUCCUGCCCCUCCACCAGCUAAUCAAAUUUUCGGAAACUAUCAACAAUCGUAUAAUGGUGGCCCUGAAAAAGGUGGUAAAUUGCAAUCGAAUCGUAAAGCACCAUAUCGGUCAUAA